GGCAAAUGCGCAGGCGCAUGGCGCUUAAUUGUUUUGCUCUUUACAAAUCUAAGUGUGCCUUAAAUGUCAUAUCCUACUAUCUAAGCUAUUCAUUGAAUGACGGAUUUGGAAUAUAAACGAGAUUUCUGAAUUAGGAAAAAGCAAUCUAUUAUUCAAGAUGUUCGAGGAGACUUUUCAAAACUUCACGAUAAAUUUCAACGCUUUAAACCCAAAAGUGACCUUUUCGGGUGGAGAUCUCUUGUCAGGUCAAGUGCUGUUUGAUCUCACUAAAGAAGUAAAGAUUCAGUCCAUAAUUAUGUCGAUGAAAGGUAAAGCUAGCGUGUUAUGGCACGAACAAAAUCGGGGUACUGCUACAGGUCGUCGUGGUGGAGUAGGAAGAAGCAGAAGAAGACAAGGGGCAGCCAGAGGGAGAAGGAGAACAUACUCCGCCGAGUUAGAUUUCUUCAAUCUCUCCCAUAUCGUGAUGCAAGCUAACGAUGCAAGUGGUCACACCGUCUUACCUCCGGGGAAGCAUGUGUUUCCGUUUACAUGCCAGCUUCCACAAGGUGACUUCCCUCCGUCGUUUAACGGGACGUAUGGGAAAAUUCGGUAUUCCAUGGUUGUCGCCAUACACAGACCUUGGCAUUUGGCUAAAGAAUUUGAUACGGAGGUCCAGUUUGCCAGCCGCACGGAUGCCAAUCAUCCACAUCUUCGGAUGCCGCUCACAGGGUCUAAUGCCAAGACACUCUGCUGUCUUUGGUGCACCAGUGGACCAGUGUCCAUAAACGCCCAGGUGGAGAGGAAAGGCUUCAGCCCAGGAGAGACAGUGAAAAUUAUUGCAGAAAUUGGUAACGCCUCCAGUCGCACGGUGACGCCACAUGCUAAACUGGUCAUGGAGCAGAUCUGCUACACCUCUGGGAGGGCGAAGAGGAAAUAUGUGUCAAGUGUAAAGUCGAGUAAAGACGGCCAAUCCAUUGGUCCCAACACCACGGAUGUACACAGUGAGAUCAUGCUUCACAUCCCAGAGAAUGCUGCCUUAACCAUUGCCAACUGCCAGAUCAUUGACGUUCAGUACUAUGUUAUGCUGUCUCUGAAGAUUUCCCGCAGUUCAGACCUGGAAGUCAAAUUCCCCAUUGCACUGUGCGGCAUUCCCUUCAAUCCCAAUCAGGCCCCUACUACUGUCCAACCUCAGAGCCAGCACCCUGGACAGUACCCAAAUCAGCAACCUGGCCCAUAUUCAAACCAACAAGCAGCUCCGUACCAAAAUCCACCACCAGAUUUGCGGAAGUAUGAGGAGAAAGGGGAGCUGGCACAUCCGGUGGUUUUCGCAUCCUUGGUGCUCAUCUCCGUGAUGCUUUACUUCACGGUUUCGCUCAUGGACCCGGGGUUUGUGCUCAGCGACGUUGAGAUAUCAUCUACAAAUGAAGAACUGGAAGAAAUGAUGCCACAGACAGCUCGUCUUAGACGUUGUGGAUACUGUUUACUACUGCAACCAAUGAGAGCCAAGCACUGCAAGGCAUGUAACAGAUGUGUGAGACGGUUUGACCACCACUGUCCCUGGAUAGAGAACUGUGUCGGGGAGCGGAACCACCGCUGGUUUCUGCUCUAUCUGGGAGUCCAGCUGCUGGUUCUUCUGUGGGGCCUGCAGACUGCCUGGUCUGGCAUUGUUUCCGCCCCCACAUGGAAACUGUGGUUUGUGCAGAACGGCUUCCUGCUGGCGGCUCUGGGGGUGACUGGCGUGUUCUCAGGCGUCGUCGUGCUCCUGCUAGGAUGCCACCUCUACCUGGCGUCCAGCAACACCACCACCUGGGAGUUCAUGGCACGCCACCGCAUCUCCUACCUCAAGCACUGCGAUUCGGAGGAGAACCCCUUCGACCGAGGGCCACUCUGCAACCUCUGGGACUUCUUCUGCGUGUGUCGGACUGUGGCUUGGGAGAGAGUGUACGCCAAGUUCCGAGCAAGUGCAGUGUGUGACUGACUACUGAAUAUGGAGACAGUACUGGGAGGCUUAACACACUGGCUACUCAGAUUCUCUUGAAAAAUAUGUCACGGCGGUGAUGAUUGGUGCUUCACGACACAUUCAGGAAGGAGUUUACCAUUGUGCUGCUGGAUGCAUGAUAUGCAGAUCAUGGACAUGGUGUAUUGCUGAGCAACAUUGGCCAUCCAUGCAUCUGAUUGUCUUUUCAUAGAGAUUACAGUUAACAUGAAUCGUCUGUAAUACAUUCCCAAAACGUCCUUCACUCAUUUUGACCCUAAGUGGCACACUACAUCGAAUAUUUCUCAUCUUUUUCAGAUGCAAAAGUUCCCCUCAGUUUUUUGUAGGUUUAAAUGUCUGUUUCAGAAUAAUCAAAAUGUAAUAAUUUAGCUGUUUCUGGGGAAACAUUUACUGAAUUUGUAAUGAAAGGUUUGUUUCAAAACUUUCUCUUGCUUUAAUGUAAUUUACUACAAAUUAACUUUAAAUAAAUAUUUGUAUUUA
Messenger RNA from Alosa sapidissima (American shad), 2455 nucleotides. It is a transcript of the gene zdhhc12a, whose product is annotated as zinc finger DHHC-type palmitoyltransferase 12a. Gene Ontology annotation, molecular function: palmitoyltransferase activity. Gene Ontology annotation, biological process: protein transport. The record is from RefSeq and is a predicted model, not a curated record. The coding region runs from base 158 to 1957 and encodes 599 amino acids. Lineage: Eukaryota; Metazoa; Chordata; Actinopteri; Clupeiformes; Clupeidae. The transcript has 10 exons. Gene Ontology annotation, cellular component: cytoplasm; plasma membrane.